Messenger RNA from Anguilla anguilla (European eel), 2309 nucleotides. RefSeq names its product elongation factor 1-alpha 1. The transcript is spliced from 8 exons. Bases 202 to 1590 code for a protein of 462 amino acids. Gene Ontology annotation, molecular function: GTPase activity; GTP binding; translation elongation factor activity. Gene Ontology annotation, biological process: translational elongation; translation. NCBI's taxonomy places the organism in Eukaryota, Metazoa, Chordata, Actinopteri, Anguilliformes, Anguillidae. The record is from RefSeq and is a predicted model, not a curated record.
UCUCAACUCCUAGUGGUGCACAGGCUCGGGCUUAGAGGGGGUAGAAGUAAUGACGCCAAUACCUACACCCCCUUCAGUGUGAUAUAAACGGAUCAGCAUCAGUGGACAGUCUUUUCUGCGUCGGACGUGGACUUCAGCCGUAGAUUCAGUUUCCUGUUCUAGGAAUUCCGCGACAGCGUCUCCUGAUUCACACCGUCGGCGAUGGGAAAGGAAAAGCUGCACAUCAACAUCGUGGUGAUCGGCCACGUGGACUCCGGCAAGUCCACCACCACCGGGCACCUCAUCUACAAGUGCGGGGGCAUCGACAAGCGCACCAUCGAGAAGUUCGAGAAGGAGGCGGCCGAGAUGGGCAAGGGCUCCUUCAAGUACGCCUGGGUGCUGGACAAGCUGAAGGCCGAGCGGGAGCGCGGCAUCACCAUCGACAUCUCCCUGUGGAAGUUUGAGACCAGCAAGUACUACGUGACCAUCAUCGACGCCCCCGGGCACAGGGACUUCAUCAAGAACAUGAUCACGGGCACGUCCCAGGCGGACUGCGCGGUGCUGAUCGUGGCGGCGGGGGUGGGCGAGUUCGAGGCGGGCAUCUCGAAGAACGGGCAGACGCGGGAGCACGCCCUGCUGGCCUACACGCUGGGCGUCAAGCAGCUCAUCGUGGGCAUCAACAAGAUGGACUCCACCGAGCCCAACUACAGCCAGAAGCGCUACGAGGAGAUCGUCAAGGAAGUCAGCACCUACAUCAAGAAGAUCGGCUACAACCCUGACACGGUGGCCUUCGUGCCCAUCUCCGGCUGGAACGGGGACAACAUGCUGGAGUCCAGCCCAAACAUGACCUGGUUUAAGGGGUGGAAGAUCACACGGAAGGACGGCAACGCGUCCGGCACCACCCUCCUGGAGGCCCUGGACGCCAUCCAGCCCCCGACCCGCCCCACUGACAAACCCCUCCGCCUGCCCCUGCAGGACGUCUACAAAAUCGGAGGAAUCGGGACCGUCCCCGUGGGCCGCGUGGAGACGGGGCUGCUGAAGCCCGGCAUGGUGGUGACCUUCGCCCCCGUCAACGUGACGACGGAGGUGAAGUCGGUGGAGAUGCACCACGAGGCGCUGACCGAGGCGCUGCCGGGCGACAACGUGGGCUUCAACGUCAAGAACGUCUCCGUCAAGGACAUCCGCCGCGGCAACGUGGCCGGGGACAGCAAGAACGACCCGCCCCAGGAGGCCGCCAACUUCACCGCGCAGGUGAUCAUCCUGAACCACCCGGGCCAGAUCAGCGCCGGCUACGCCCCGGUGCUGGACUGCCACACCGCCCACAUCGCCUGCAAGUUCGCCGAGCUCAAGGAGAAGAUCGACCGCCGCUCGGGCAAGAAGCUGGAGGACAACCCCAAGUCGCUCAAGUCCGGCGACGCCGCCAUCGUGGACAUGGUCCCGGGGAAGCCCAUGUGUGUGGAGAGCUUCUCUGAGUACCCCCCUCUCGGGCGCUUUGCGGUUCGCGACAUGCGCCAGACCGUGGCGGUCGGUGUGAUCAAGGGCGUGGAGAAGAAGGCGGCCACCACCGGCAAGGUCACCAAGUCGGCCCAGAAGGCCCAGAAGGCCAAAUGAACGUUGUGCUGGGCUGCCGACCCCCGAGCAACCAAUGGCAGGACAGCAAACUCCCGACGCUUCUCUCCGAUUGGCCGGUUAAGCUCCAUAGUCAAGGACUGGUUAAUUACUACAAUGCAUCGCAAAAGUAUCAGGAGGAAAAAAAAAUAACGGUAGUGAUAUCCAUAAAUAAAUAAUGUGGGAUCUGUACGGUUCUUUUUGUUUUUGUUUUUUUGUUUUUUGGUGUUCACUAAAUGCAUAUUGCUAGUCUUAAGUGUGUACUUCUGCUUUGGUUCUGCAAUUUUGACAAUAAGCACCAUGUUCGAGAGUCAGAACAGCCCAUUGUAGUGUAAGCAAACACAUGGCUGUUGUCUCCUUAAUGUCUGCUACUGUGUUGCAGUCCACAUUUUGUCCUGCUUUUAGAGUUUAAACAGACCAGGUGUUUGUGCACUGCUGAUUGUCACUAAAAAAAACUUUCAGUAAAGAAAUGAUGCAUUUGUGUUUUAGCUUUAAGGAAAAAAAAGAACUUGGGAUUUUUUCCCCCUGAUCUGUGUUGUGGGUGCAUGCAUGAAGCACAUCUGCACUGUAUUUGCUCGAGGCUUCACCUGGCAUUUUAAUUGGCAGAUGUGUUCACCCGCUGUUGAACUCUUGCGCUUUAAUUUCCAUUGGCUCCUGUACCUUACUGUUCUCCGUGGGUAACAAGCUUUUCUAUUCUACAUUAAAGAUGUUCCAACAGUUGA